This is a messenger RNA of Betta splendens (Siamese fighting fish), 1926 nucleotides long. RefSeq names its product meiosis specific with OB-fold (gene meiob). Gene Ontology annotation, molecular function: single-stranded DNA binding; single-stranded DNA 3'-5' DNA exonuclease activity. Gene Ontology annotation, biological process: resolution of meiotic recombination intermediates. NCBI's taxonomy places the organism in Eukaryota, Metazoa, Chordata, Actinopteri, Anabantiformes, Osphronemidae. Bases 328 to 1722 code for a protein of 464 amino acids. The transcript has 14 exons. The record is from RefSeq and is a predicted model, not a curated record.
UAAUUAUUAUUAUAAUUAAAAGUCUAUUUGUUAUACUAUACAAAAGUAUAGAAAAUCGUAUUUUUUUUUAAAGAAAGCUUAAUUUUCAUUAUAUUAUUUUUUAUUUUUUAAUGCCACGUACUGUAUACUAAAUACUUAAUGUAGAUAUUUCCGACUGUUAUUAAAAGCAUCACAGUUGCCAGUUGUCUCGUGCAGAAGCUUUACCGGGAAGAACAAGACGCAGGUAAAUUCUGAACUGUAAAUUAAUAUAGGUUUAUGUGACUGUUGUACUUAAGUUAAGAGUUUGUAACAGUAAUAAAAACGUCACCGGGAUUCUGAAUUAACAAAAUGGCGGCUCAGACCUUCAUUGCCAUCGCUGAGCUGCAUCCCAAUAUUUAUCACCCAAAAGUAGCCGGCGUCAUUAUUUGGAAAAGCGACGUCAAAAGCUUCCCUGACAGAAAAAAUAUUGGUUCCGAUAGAUUCACCUUUGGCUUCACCAUUAGGGACUCACCUGACUUCUUCAUUAAUGUGGCAGCCUGGGGAAAUGAUGGCUACAUCAACGGGCUCUCCAGCAGCUUCUGCAUUGGGGACUGUGUCACAAUUGAAAAUCCUUUGAUUUCUAACAAAGACCCAGAAAAGGGGGAACGAUUCUGUCCUACAACACCAAGUCGCUACAGGUUGCUGUUGACAGAGGCCCAUUCCCAGGUGUGUCUGUGUGCUGACAUGGAUACCGCUGACAGACUGUUACCACUCAUUCACAUCCCUGUUAAGGAUGUGAGAGAUUUCUAUUCCCUGGGAGACAUAGUGGCCAACGGACAGAAGAUGGAUGGCACAAUGAUAAAUAUACUAGCUGCAGUAAAAUCGAUUGGAGAACCAAAGCACUUCACCACAUCAGAAGGACGCAAAGGGCAGAGGCAGGAAGUUAAGCUUUUCGAUGACUCUGCCCCUUCCUUCUCCCUCAUCUGCUGGGACAGAGAGGUCAUUCAGCUCAUGCAAAGUUUGAAUCCUGGAGAGACGGUGCUCUUCAUUGCUGAUGCAAAAAUUAGCUUUGACAGCUUUCGAAAAGGCAUGGCAGCAACUGUUAACUACAAAACAGUUAUCACAGUCAAUCCUGAUACCCGAGAAGCCAGUCUGCUUUUCAGAUAUGCUAAAGAAGCGAUUGAGUCCGGAGCUCUAGAUGAAGAUGAAAAGCCAGAGGACAUUCCUGUGGAUUCAAUCACUGAUGUGUACACAGUAGAUCAGCUGAAACAGAAGGGCUGUGACACUUCAGAGCCUUUCUUUGGAAUCACAUACAGCUUCAUGUCUAAGCUUAACCUUGACUUAUCUGUUUCAAAAGUCAUCAAGAUGUGGUGCUCCAGGUGUAAGUUCCAGGUAUCUGAAGAUGCACAGGUCUGCACCAAUAACCUAUGUCCAGCAAGGGAUGAGCCCUUCUCAACCACUACUGGCUUUAACCUCAUGGUGGACUUCACAGACCACACUGGCACCCUGCAGGCCUGCACUCUCAGAAGCCCAGUGGCAGAGAAUAUGCUUGGCUGCACCCCAGAGGAGUUUUUUAGUUUAACCGAGGAUGAGCGGACUGCAUUGAAAUGGAAAUUUCUUUUGGAGAGAUGUAAAAUAUAUGUGAAGAUAAUCCCUUCCACUAAGAUGAGGACUGGGAUCAAGGGGAUAGUCCUGGCCUGUUUGCUGGCUGACCCUGGAGAGGUUAAGCAGCACAUGUCUGCCCUGCUGCAACAACUGGGAUAACGAAAAGAUACCAUGCAAUGAAAGCAGCUACUAUUGUCGCCUUUACCUUCUUUAACAGAACUCAUAUUUAUAUAUUUAUAUAUAUUGACUUCCUGUUUUUGUAGACAGAUACUAUUUAUUUUAUAGUAAUUUAUCUAAUAUAUUUAUUGAAGUGUUUAUUUUUUACUUGGCUUUUGAAAAUGUUAAAUAAAAUAUUAAUUCUUU